This is a messenger RNA of Lycium ferocissimum, 693 nucleotides long. RefSeq names its product non-specific lipid transfer protein GPI-anchored 5-like. The record is from RefSeq and is a predicted model, not a curated record. Gene Ontology annotation, molecular function: lipid binding. The transcript is spliced from 3 exons. Gene Ontology annotation, biological process: lipid transport. The coding region runs from base 110 to 589 and encodes 159 amino acids. NCBI's taxonomy places the organism in Eukaryota, Viridiplantae, Streptophyta, Magnoliopsida, Solanales, Solanaceae.
CAAUAAACUCACUGUGCACUAAUGAUAGUAUUAUAUAGUUCCAUGCCCUUGAUCAAUUUCUACCAUAGACAUUAGAGAUAAUAAUCCAACCUCAUAUGGUAUUCACUAGAUGGCUUCAAAAAGAAUCGAAAUUGGUCUGACUCUGACUCUAGCUCUGGUCCUCAUUCAAUGGGAUGGAGCCAGAGCACAAUCAGACUGCACUGCUGCACUGGUGAGCUUGUCCCCAUGUCUAAAUUAUGUUACUGGAAACACAACAACGCCCUCGUCAUCUUGUUGCUCACAACUAUCAAGGGUUGUUACAUCACAACCCCGGUGCCUUUGCUCCGUGCUAAAUGGUGGUGGCUCCUCUUUUGGUGUUUCUAUUAACCAAACUUUGGCUGUUGCACUUCCUAGUGCAUGCAAUGUGCAAACUCCGCCUGUGAGCCGCUGCAAUGCUGGUGCAAAUGGACCAGCAGCUUCAACUGCUGAUAGUCCUCCAGCGGACUCUUCCAGAGAAUCACCAGAUAAUCCUUCAGGAACAGAGUCAAAGACUACUAGUGGGAACACAUCUGAUGGAAGCAUUGUGGAACUACCGCUUCAUCUCAGCUAAUUUGAUCUUCAUUGCUGCAUUUACUGCUUUUGUGUCAACUAUCUUCUUGCUUCAAGUUUUAGGAGCUUUGAACAUUUUAAGGUGUUUUUCGUGAUUGAUGAUUU